AUGUUGGAAAAGUGUUUCGGCAACGAUUCUCUAAAGAAAACGGUCGUUUACCAGUGGCACGAGUGGUUCAAAAGUGGUCGUGAGUCAAUCGAAGAUGAUGAACGCAGUGGCAGACCAUCGACAUCGAAAACUGACGAAAACAUUGAUAAAGUAAAAGAAAUAUUGUUCAAUAACAGCAAAUUAACCAUCAGGGAGAUAGCGGAGGGCUUGAACAUUGCCUAUAUAUCCGUCCAAGACAUUUUGGUUAAUGAUUUGGGUUUCCGUCGUGUAGCAACAAAGUUGGUCCCAAAAGACCUCAUUUUCACGCAAAAAAGAGACCGUGUUGACGUCGCAAAAGACAUGAUUUGCGAGGCUGAAUCCGAUCCCACAUUCAUCAAAGGAUCAUUACUGGAGACGAGACGUGGGUUUUAUGAGUACGACACGCAAUCCAGACAUCAGGCAAGUGAAUGGCGUUCAUCAAAGUAA
This is a messenger RNA of Parasteatoda tepidariorum (common house spider), 465 nucleotides long. Its product is annotated as protein GVQW3-like. The record is from RefSeq and is a predicted model, not a curated record. NCBI's taxonomy places the organism in Eukaryota, Metazoa, Arthropoda, Arachnida, Araneae, Theridiidae.